Messenger RNA from Triplophysa dalaica, 3602 nucleotides. It is a transcript of the gene rap1gap2b, whose product is annotated as RAP1 GTPase activating protein 2b. Gene Ontology annotation, biological process: regulation of small GTPase mediated signal transduction; activation of GTPase activity. Gene Ontology annotation, cellular component: cytoplasm; plasma membrane. Gene Ontology annotation, molecular function: GTPase activator activity. Lineage: Eukaryota; Metazoa; Chordata; Actinopteri; Cypriniformes; Nemacheilidae. The transcript is spliced from 24 exons. The record is from RefSeq and is a predicted model, not a curated record. Bases 237 to 2486 code for a protein of 749 amino acids.
UAGCAGGUGUGUGAACCCAAACUGUCACACAGAGUGAGAAGAAGGGGUGGAGAAUAGAAUAAAUUCAGAGAGAGUGAGGAAACCAGAGAGUCAGCAAGUGAUUGUGAGAUAGCACAACACACAAGCACAGUGAGUCAGACAGAGGGACAAUACAAGAGGGACAGUGAGAGAGAAAGAGUGAGAGAGAUUGUUCUGAACAGUGGAAGAAUUACACUUGGAAGCGAAACAGAGAGACAAUGCUGAGGAGGAAGCGAAGCGUGUCCUUCGGUGGAUUUGGAUGGUACGUCGCUCAUGUGGAACAGCAUCAGCUGUCAGCUGUGUGGAAAUGUCUGGAUGAUGCCCUGUGUGUGAGAUGCUUGCUGCUGUAUUUAUGGGUUGACAAGUCUACCAUUAGUGCCCUUCGAGCUCGGAAACAGGAGUGUCUGACCAUCUCCAAUGUGCCCCUGGCAGACUGCCCUCCCUCUCCUCCAAGAACUGCCCCUCCCACCAUGAAGUCUACUCAAUUCUUUGAAGCUCUGGACAAGAUGGAGCAGGUUUCUGAGGUGGAGGAGUUGAGGUCAAGCCCACAAAGAGUGAAGGAUGACUACAUUCCAUACCCACGGAUAGAGGAGGUUUUACAGCGGGGUGAACCGUUCCCUCAGGUCAUCAUGCCUCAGUUUGGAGGUUACUGGAUAGAAGAUCCCGAGGUCCCUGCCUCCAUUCCACACUGGGAGAAUGGUUACUGUGAUGAGGAAGAUGGAGAGGGAGGGAAUUCAGGAGAGUUUGGGUACAGACUGGAGAGUAACUUUGCCAUCCGUGCGUACCGCAAGCACUUUCUGGGCAGGGAACAUCUGAACUUCUACUGCACAGCCAGUAACCAUGGCAACCUGGUUCUGUCCCUCAGACACGAAGAGGUGAAGGAGCAGGAGCACCUGCACAUCAUCCUCAGGACUCCAUCGAAGACAAUCUAUGACAGGAUCUCUUUAGCGGGCUUGACUGAGCUCCCCAGUGUCCCUCAGUUAGCCAAGCUACUAUGUGAAGACAUUAUGUGUCUGAGAUUUAGUCCCGUGCUUUACCCAAAGGGUUCUCAGUUAAUAGUGAAUUAUGAUGAGCAUGAGUUAAACAACACUUAUAAGUUUGGCGUCGUCUACCAGAAGUUUGGCCAGACCUCAGAGGAGCAGUUGUUUGGGAACAGUGAGGAGACACCAGCCUUCACAGAGUUCCUCCAAGUGCUGGGAGACUGUGUAGAGUUGCAGGACUUUAAAGGGUUUCGAGGUGGUUUGGAUGUGUCUCACGGUCAGACGGGGUCUCAGUCUGUUUACACUGUGUUUAGGGGGCAGGAACUCAUGUUUCACAUCUCCACUAAACUGCCCUAUACAGAAGGAGACACACAACAGGUCCAAAGAAAGAGGCACAUAGGGAAUGACAUCGUAGCUGCAGUUUUUCAAGAGGAGGCCGCACCUUUCGUGCCUGACAUGAUUGCCUCCAAUUUCCUCCACGCGUACAUCCUUGUGCAGGUGGAGAACCCUGGCACAGAUGACACCACUUACAAGGUAUCUGUCACAGCGCGUGAAGAUGUGCCACAGUUCGGCCCUCCUCUCCCCAAUCCACCUGUCUUCAAAAAGGGUCCAGAAUUCAGAGAGUUUCUGCUGACUAAGCUGAUCAAUGCAGAGCUGGCAUGCUACAGAUCAAUCCGAUUUGCCAAGCUUGAGGAGAGAACACGGAUGGAACUGCUAGAUAAUCUUCAUAAUGAGCUACACAAGCACACACAGUCGAUGCUGGGACAACCUCUCAGUGCAGAUGAAGAGAGGAUGGAGAACGGAGGACAUGGAGGAAUACUGGAAUCCAUCAAGCGAGCAAUGCGUGUGCGCAGUCACUCUAUGGAGACAAUGGUGAGCUCUCAGAAACAUGGGCGUCACUCUGCGGUGGGAGGCGGCGUGCCCACCAGCCUAAGCGGGGUCACCCUAACCCACAGUAACACUGAAGCUGCUAAGAAUUUGUCUCCAGUGACAUCGAGCGCUAAAUCUCCUCUUAAGAGUCCAGUGAAGAGACGGUCAGUGCUGUUUCCAAGACUGCAUACCAGCAUGGAUGGACAGCCAGAGCGCUACACACGGGUCCUGUCUGAUCAGAGAAGUCUUGACAGCGGUCAUCUCUCACAGGAAGUGCAAUCAAAUCCAAGCUCUCCAGAGAUUGUGGGCAAUGAGAGGUCUUCUCUUAAAUUGAAGGAGGGCGGUGGUAAGCCAGAUAUAUCUCGUUCCUCCUCCAGCACCAGCAGCUUCAGCAGUGCUGCAGGAGACCCGGAGCCACUGGAGGAGAAAGAACCUAACAGCCUCCAGAUAUCUCCCAGCCUUUCACCUGUAUUUGGCUCUCUGAGCACUGAGGGUCAGACUGCAGGAACUCCAGUGAUCAUGUGCCGCAGUCCAACAGAUUUCAGGAAUAAGACGUCACCCAGAUCCAAUCUGAAGUUCCGCUUUGACAGGUUGAGUCAAUCAGCUGCUGGACAUUAACAGAGUGAACAUCAAAGAAGACCAGAAUCAUUGUGAGCACAGUAUGUUACUUCCGGAGGGGGCAUUGCGUUUAUUUAGUAUCGGUCAUGAUCAGAAGUUAUUAUGACUUGCGUUAUAUUCCUGUAGUAAAUAUUUCUUAUUUGGGUAUAUACUAACAACGGGCACAGUCCAAUUAAACAGAAAACCAAUGGAUCGGCACAGAAGGUCAGACACUGUUGGCACUGAGGGAAGGCGAAUUAAAGAUUAGAGAAUUAAAGCUGGACACAUCGCACAAACCUGUGCUUCCAAUCCAACCAUCACACCAGAAAGCACAUGAGCAUAAGCACACAGUUAGCAUUUUUCCUCCGUGCUUAGAACUUAGGUAAAUGUUCAGCUGGUACUGACUUGACAUAUUUAUUGAUCUUGCACAUUUUGUGAAAGUCUUGCACUGUAAAAGGAAACAAAUAUUACAGUAUCUUUCCAUUUACAUGGAUUAGCAGUUGUCCUGUUACUGUUGUCCAGAUAACAAUGAGAUAUGACGUAUUUAUUUGAAUCCAAAUAUUCAGCAACUGAAACAUUCCACAGUAUUUUUCAGACUCAUAUAAUGCGCAGACUGGCCAUACAAUGGCAAAAAUUGACCACAGCUUAGAGUUGUUAUACAUUUUCAUUAACAAAUGAAUCUAAAAUGCACUGAACAAUAAACAUAAGCACAUUAACUUUCUUUAUAACAAACAUGUGCUAUCCUGAAAUUGGACAGCUGUUGGAUUCCGGCCACCAAUGUGACCCCUGAAACUAAGAGUCGUUAAUAUCAUUUAAAUUAGUAAAAACCUCUGUUUGCACUGGAUAAAUAAUGUGUGUGUAAAUAUCAAAGCAUCACCUACCACUCUUAUCUGUAUAUAUGUAUUGUGUAUAUUCAUACAAAUAACAUUGAAAUGAUCAACUUGAACAAUUUUUAUUGUCACAAACAGCUCAAAUGUGAACGCCUGUCACUCUAUUCUUCAGUAAAAGUAUUUUAGUCUCAAUUGCUUAAUCAACGAGUUGUGUUUAUUAUUUAUCUUUGAUUGUACUACUACACGUGUAAACGUUUCUGUAUGGCAAUUUUGAUUUUGUUUAAUAAAAUAAUGUAUUUUGCAUUGA